This is a messenger RNA of Striga asiatica, 1380 nucleotides long. Lineage: Eukaryota; Viridiplantae; Streptophyta; Magnoliopsida; Lamiales; Orobanchaceae. The record is from the annotation of a GenBank genome assembly.
AUGAUCGGUCGGCUGCUGGGCGCGCGCCGGGCCCGCCAGCUCCAGCGCCUCGUACGCAACGGCAAGCUAACCUUCCUCUGUCUCUUCCUCACCGUCCUCAUGCUCCGCGGCAACCUCGGCGCCGGUAAAUUCGGCACGCCGGAGAAGGAUCUCCACGAGAUCCGCGAGACCUUCUCCUACAUCCGCCGCCGGGCCGAGCCGCGCCGUGUCCUUGAGGAGGCCUCCAUCUCAUCCCGGAAACUAUCCGACGGCGGCUCAUCCUCCUCCGGCAGCAGGAGCUACGCCGACUUCGACGUAACGAAGAUCCUCAAGGACGAGGACGACGGUGUCGAGGAAAUCAAGCGGGAUCCCUCACAGCCCUACGCUCUCGGCCCGAAAAUAUCGGAUUGGGACCAGCAAAGAGGGGAUUGGCUGAAAAAAAACCCUAAUUUCCCAAAUUUCGUCGCCCCAAACAAACCCAGGGUACUGCUGGUCACCGGAUCUUCCCCCAAGCCAUGCGAGAAUCCAGUCGGUGACCAUUACCUUCUGAAAUCAAUCAAGAACAAGAUCGAUUACUGCAGACUCCACGGGAUUGAGAUUUUCUACAACAUGGCUCUGCUUGAUGCCGAGAUGGCGGGCUUCUGGGCGAAACUGCCAUUGAUGCGCAAGCUCCUGCUUUCCCACCCUGAAGUCGAGUUCCUGUGGUGGAUGGACAGUGACGCCAUGUUUACUGACAUGGCCUUCGAGCUGCCAUGGGAGAGGUAUAAAGAUCAUAAUCUCGUUAUGCAUGGGUGGAAUGAAAUGGUUUACGAUCAGAAAAAUUGGAUCGGUCUAAACACGGGUAGCUUCUUGUUGAGAAAUUGUCAGUGGUCGUUAGAUAUUUUAGAUACAUUGGCCCCAAUGGGCCCGAAGGGCCCGAUUCGCGAGGAAGCUGGGAAGCUUCUGACGAGUGAGCUGAAAGACAGGCCAGUUUUCGAGGCAGACGACCAGUCGGCCAUGGUUUACAUACUGGCGACUCAGAAGGAAAAGUGGGCGGAUAAGGUUUAUCUGGAAAGUGCUUAUUAUUUACAUGGCUAUUGGGGAAUUCUUGUGGAUAAGUAUGAAGAGAUGAUUGAGAAUUAUCACCCAGGAUUUGGGGACCAUAGAUGGCCGCUUGUGACCCAUUUUGUGGGUUGCAAGCCGUGUUUGAAAUUUGGGGAUUAUUCGGUGGAGAGGUGCUUGAGACAGAUGGACAGGGCUUUUAACUUUGGGGAUGAUCAGAUUCUGCAGAUGUAUGGGUUUGUUCAUAACUCGCUUGCUAGCAGGAAAGUGAGGAGAAUAAGGAAUGAGACGAGUAAUCCACUUGAAGUGAGGGAUGAGCUUGGUUUGCUCCACCCGACGUUUAAAGCGGUGAAGGUGUAA